CGAGUUGAAAACUCCCUUGGUGAGUUGGUAGUGUUCUGCUUGCUCGCUCGUUCCUUUUCCUUUGCUCGUUCUACUCCGCCCCCUGAUCGAAAAAGGCGACCUUGCAACAACUGUUCAGCCGAUUUUCAGCUCACUUAUUGAAAAAUGAGUCUUCUGAAGAACACCACCCUUGUGGCCCAGGCGCUCAGGCGGGUAUCCACUUCGUCCGUCAGGAGGGAAAAGAUCCAGUACUCUCCCUUGAGCCCUAAGGUCAAGGCUGCCCAGGAAAAAUUCCAGAUUCCUGAUGGCACCCCUGUCCACCUGAAGGGAGGAUUUACUGACCAGGUCAUCUAUCGUACCACCGUUCUUCUCAGCUUCGUUGGACUUGCAAUGGUCGGACAACUUAUCUACACCAUGAGUUUCCCCAAGAAGCAGUAGUUGAUCCUUGUUGAUUAAUAUGUAAAUAAUAAUAAAAUUGCACCACACAGGUGUCUAAUAGCAUUUAUGCCACAUUAACAA
This is a messenger RNA of Cloeon dipterum, 498 nucleotides long. RefSeq names its product cytochrome c oxidase subunit 7A2, mitochondrial (gene COX7A). The coding region runs from base 145 to 417 and encodes 90 amino acids. Gene Ontology annotation, biological process: regulation of oxidative phosphorylation; mitochondrial respirasome assembly; mitochondrial electron transport, cytochrome c to oxygen. The transcript has 3 exons. The record is from RefSeq and is a predicted model, not a curated record. NCBI's taxonomy places the organism in Eukaryota, Metazoa, Arthropoda, Insecta, Ephemeroptera, Baetidae.